AAUCAUUUAAACCGGACAAUUCGGUGCGGGCACGCAAACCAAUUAAUCAAACUUUCAUUUUUUUGGUUAUCUUCUUCUUCUUCUUCUUCUUCUUCUUCUUUCGCGUGUGCCUUGAGGAACUCAAAAACUCAUCUCCAAUGGCUUCAAAACCAAAACCAAAAGACAGAGAUUUCCUAAACCAUCUCGAAACAUAUUUAUCCAAAAGAGAUGGCGUAGACAAACUCCUAAAGAUCUCACGUUACGCAACCAAAAUCGUCCUCGCAUCAUCUCUAAUCCCAGAAACCAAACCCAUACUCCCCCGCCUCAAAAGCUUCGAAUCAAGCGUCGGAGUCAGCCGCAAAGCCUUUCGUCUCGGCAAAUUCGUACAAGACAUCAACGCUCUAAGAUCCUCCAGAUGGGAUUCGAAUCGCGACCUCGUAUUGAUUCUGAUCGCUUACGGCGGCGAAGGAUUGUACUAUUUCGUCGAACAGUUCAUAUGGCUGACGAAAUCGGGAUUGAUCGACGCGAAACACUCGAAAUGGCUUCAGAAGAUCAGCGCUUGGGCUGAANUGUAG
Camelina sativa (false flax) is the source of this 554-nucleotide messenger RNA. NCBI's taxonomy places the organism in Eukaryota, Viridiplantae, Streptophyta, Magnoliopsida, Brassicales, Brassicaceae. The record is from RefSeq and is a predicted model, not a curated record.